CAUAUACACAUAAAUAUAUAUACACUGCUCUGAUAAUGGGCAUAUAUACAUUGAUUGAUUGCCAUAUGUGGAGUAAUGGCCAUAUAUAGAGGCUUUUAGACAGCUGCAUCCCUUAGAAAGGGGUACAUGUCGGAAAUCCACAAGCUUACAUCCGGACAAUAAGUGGAAUAGUUAGAUAAAAGAGGCUUGCAAGCUUCAUACUCUGUAUCAGCCCUCACUAUUUCCAAUCAAAUCAAUCAGAGAAGCACCCCCAUAAAUACUUAGAUCUCCAUUACAAUCCUGCAUUACAUUGUAGAUGAAGAUGCAUGGUUACAGUAGAAUUCGGGGGUCUAGAUCUGUCGAUUAUGAUGAAUCCAAGUGGAAGGACUGUUCUACAGAUCUCAAGUGUUCUUCCAUUAAUGGAUCAGCAAAGUGGGCAUUCAAUUGUAAUAGCAGAGACCAGAUCAAUGGCUGCAAAGAGCAGGAUUUUGUGAAGGACUCUGAAACAAUGGAUCCCUCUGGUCAGGCUGGGUUUAUAUUGGGCAGAGCUCUGUCAUUGAGGGAGUCCAUGAAGGACAAGAGAUUCAUGAAGAAAACCCAUGGUGGGGAUUCAGUGGUGAAGGAUAGUAGUAAUAAAUCAUUGCAGGGGGCUGUGAAGAGAGUUUUUUCAACCAGGAAGUCUGCCCCAGAACAAGAUAAACUGUACCCACAUGCUGAUUUCUUGUCUGCUGAUGUGGGGUUUAAGAGAUCUGAGUCACUCAGAUACAACAGAAUUGGGUCUCCUCCCCCUUUUGAUUUGGAUGCAGAUGGGUCUGUUUUAAAGAAGAAGAAGAAAAGUGUGCUCAAGACUUGCAAACGCCUCUUGGGAAUGCAGAGAAAUUAGGCUUGUUUUUGGCCAAUAAAUAGGUUUUUUUGUUGAAUUUUUCAUAAUGGUGUUUUUGUUUCUGUUAUGAGAAGGCCUUGGACAAACUCUGUGAUGUUAAGUUCAUAUUUUGUCUUUAAGGUGGCUUGUUAUGUACAAUUUCAUCAAUGGAUUUAGAGCUUGUGUGCUAGAGCCUCAAAAUUCUCAAUCCUCUUUUAUCUGGUCCUUUUUUCUGUAAAGUUCUGCCAUGAACAUCCAUGACUUAUGAAGCUAGAAUUUCAUCCAAGAUUUUAUUGGGAUUGAGUUCUUGCUAGAUUUUGGUAGCUUAAUGAAUGCUUUUAUUUUACA
Molecule: messenger RNA, 1189 nt
Organism: Cryptomeria japonica (Japanese cedar)
Lineage: Eukaryota; Viridiplantae; Streptophyta; Pinopsida; Cupressales; Cupressaceae
Exons: 1
Coding region: 296-862 (188 amino acids)
Source: RefSeq, a predicted model, not a curated record